GCCCCAGCAGAUGCCCCCUAACUUCGGCCCUGCAGCUUCUUCAACCAUUUCAGCAGCAUGUUCGACAACAACAACCAGGUGGGUAACAACCAGGUGUGGGGUGCGUGCCACCUCCCUGCCCGCUCCCCUCCUGAGCAGCAGUAUUCUGCCCCCCCCGCCUACAUGGGACAGAUGGAUGGCAUGAUGGCCCCUCCUCCAGACAGCUCCAAGGCCCCUGGGUACCGCUCUGCCUCACAGAGGAUGGUCAACAGUCCUAUUGCUCUGAGUCUGACCAGCUAUGCUACCAGUAUGUCUGGUAGUCCAGUCUAUCUGCACGGCCCAGCAGCUGUGGGCCCCCCCUCCUUCAGCAGACAGCACUUCUCCCCUCACCCCUGGAGCGCUGACACAUCAGGCGAGUCCCAGGCGGUGCCCCCUCCCUCCAAGGUGUCGUCGUCUGGCCCCGUGGCCCCCACUCCCCACCAGGGCAAGCAGGGCCAGGGCAGCAGCCAGCAGGACAGGAAGGUGCCUCCUCCCAUCGGGACAGAGAGGCUGGCGAGGAUCAGACAGACCACUGUCAACCCUCCUCUCCUCCAGACCUCCUACACCGCUCCUGUCGGACAGGGAGGCAUAUGGUCCUUCGGAGUCGGCAGCGCCUCGGAAGCCAUGUCAGGUUGGUCUCAGCCCCUGAUGGGCAGUCACAUGGUCCACCCUGGGCUGCAGGCGGACCACACCUUCUCCCAGUACCAGCCCAUGGAGCAGGACGACACCGGCAUCUCUAACCCCGCUAACUACCACCAGCAACACAUCAACCACCCCAACAACUACAUGGACUUCCCUAAGGGUAUGGCCAUGUCGAUGUAUGGAGGGACCAUGCUGCCCCCCAACCCCCCUAUGGGAGAGGGUCCAGGGGGGGCCAUGUUCAACGGGCUGCAUGCUGCCGACCCUGCAUGGAGCCCCAUCAUCAAGGUGGUCCCCAACAACGCAGACAACACCGACCCACAGCAGGUGUGGCCUGGUACCUGGGCUCCUCACGUGCACCUGAACCACGUCAACUAGCCGGCUGGCUUCGACAGAAAUCAAACGCACACACACAACACAAACAUGAAUUUAAUUUCCAACUGACAACAAAAAUCAACAGAAUUGUAAAACAUGUUAACUUUAGUAGAGAACGAAGAGCAAAGCAGAGUUUGAAGAAAUGGAGAGAAAUGAUCUUUACACCGUUCUUUAAUGUGCCUAACUCAAAAUAAGAAAUAAAGAAAUAUACUACCAUUUCAGCGAUGGCUGUUGUGGAGUCGGGAGGGAAAACUCUGGGCCCUAGUUCUGUUUAAAGUCCUGUUGAUGUCUGAUGAAUAAACUGACAGCCUGUCCAACCGGCUCCAUGCUCUGUAGCUUAGAUUUAGGACUUCGACUCGCGUACAGAGUUCUCGUUCUCCUCAGGGGGAGAGCUGAUGAUGACGUAGCUAAUGAUACUCAGCCAACAACUAGAGGAUGAUGAUUACCUAAAGAGAGGAAGAAAUCAGAAUACCUUUUAGUGGUAAAUACAUGUAUAAUUGUUUACAUACUAAAAAGGGUUAAAAUGAGAGUACAUUUCAUGUCGUAUAGUGGCUCUACUUUACGUAGCCUGUAUUAAUGUGAAAUAUUUACCUUAAUAUUCAAUAAACAUAUUGAAAUGUA
Molecule: messenger RNA, 1653 nt
Organism: Salvelinus sp. IW2-2015
Lineage: Eukaryota; Metazoa; Chordata; Actinopteri; Salmoniformes; Salmonidae
Source: RefSeq, a predicted model, not a curated record